UUUUCUUUCUCAUCAUCGACUUUCUUUUUGAAUACUGAUAAUUUUCCCAAGAAACAAAACAAGCAAUGGGGAGAGAAACUUGGUGGGUCCUUUUCCUUCUCUCAGCACUACUCUUUCCGGAUGAAACCCAUGGAAGCUGCAGAAGGCAAGAACAAGCCCUCAAGAAUCUGAAUAAGGCCAAAUUCUGGGGAGGAGGUUCCAUUGACAGAAGCAGUGAAACAUCCUUGGAGGUAGAUAAGGCUGUGUUUGGAGACUCCGAUGAUAAUUCUCGUUACUACUACCCUCAACAAGGACUGAAAGAGAAAGAUAGGAUAGAGAGACUUCCAGGACAGCCUGAAAAUGUCAACAUCUCUCAGUAUGGAGGGUAUGUGACUGUGGAUAAAGUUGCAGGAAGAGCUUUUUAUUAUUAUUUUGUUGAAGCCCAACAAUCUAAUAGACACAAAUUGCCUCUUCUUCUCUGGCUCAAUGGAGGUCCAGGAUGUUCAUCUCUAGCAUAUGGAGCAAUGCAAGAACUUGGACCUUUCCGAGUAAACAGUGACGGCAAAACACUUCAGACAAACAAAUACUCAUGGAACUACGCUGCAAAUGUAUUAUUCUUAGAAUCACCAGCAGGAGUGGGAUUUUCAUAUUCAAAUAAGACAUCGGAUUAUGACAUUAAUGGGGAUAGAAGAACUGCUGCAGACAACUACGUGUUCUUAAGGAAUUGGUUGGAAAGGUUUGCAGAGUAUAAGAAUUAUGAUUUCUACAUUGCUGGGGAGAGCUAUGCUGGGCAUUAUGUUCCUCAGCUUGCUCACAACAUUCUCUACCACAACAACCACCCCAACUCCUCUUUCUUCAUCAAUCUCAAAGGCAUCCUGAUAGGGAAUGCAGUGAUAAAUGAUGAGACAGACAACAAAGGAAUGUGGGAUUUCUUGGCGAGCCAUGCCAUAAUAUCAGACCAAGCUGCGCAUGAUGUUACCAAAUUCUGUGACUUCUCAGAGAUUACCACUACUCAUAGCGAUGAAUGCAAAGCAGCUUAUGAGGAAAUAGGCAAAGAUACUUCCUUUAUUGACAUAUACAAUAUCUAUGCUCCUCAGUGCCUUAAUUCCAACCUCACUUCCCACCCUAAGCCUCCCUCAGUAAUGAUAGAUCCAUGCAGUGAGUAUUAUGUGGAUGCAUACAUGAACAGGGGUGAGGUGCAAGAGGCAUUACAUGCCAAUGUCACAAAACUGACACAUGAGUGGUAUCCUUGUGUUGGUGUCCAUUGGAUUGAUAGCCCUUCCACCAUGCUUCCCCUCUUACAAGAAAUCCUCAAUCAUAGCCUUCGUGUUUGGAUUUACAGUGGCGACAUAGAUGGGAUGGUGCCAGUAACUUCAACCAAGUAUUCCAUUGAGAAGUUGAAUCUUCCUCUCAAGACUGUUUGGCAUCCUUGGUUCCUAAAUGGAGAGGUAGGAGGAUACACACAAGAGUACAAGGGAGGCUUGACAUUUGCAACAGUGAGAGGAGCAGGGCAUGAAGUGCCAAGCUACCAGCCAGGAAGAGCCCUUUCUUUGGUCAAUCACUUCUUAAAAGGCAUCCCUCUUCCUAAUUCCACUGCCUCAAUACUACAUUAUGCCUAAUUUCCAUGUUUAGUUUUCACCCAUUUUGAUUAAGUUCUUUUUUUUUGGGUGAUUUAUGUUACUUUCAAGCAAUGUAAUUUCAGUUAUCCAUCAUUAUAAUAAAGUUGUGGUUGGAACAA
This is a messenger RNA of Neltuma alba, 1717 nucleotides long. RefSeq names its product serine carboxypeptidase-like 40. Gene Ontology annotation, biological process: proteolysis. Gene Ontology annotation, cellular component: vacuole. Gene Ontology annotation, molecular function: serine-type carboxypeptidase activity. NCBI's taxonomy places the organism in Eukaryota, Viridiplantae, Streptophyta, Magnoliopsida, Fabales, Fabaceae. The coding region runs from base 66 to 1598 and encodes 510 amino acids. The transcript has 7 exons. The record is from RefSeq and is a predicted model, not a curated record.